GCCUAACAUGAGCAAGGCCUGGAUUCAAUCCCCAGCGUGGCAAAAUAAACAUAUACACACUUACAUACAAGCUUACAUACAUACAGACAUACUAAAAGGAUCAACAGUGGCCCAAAGUGACCCCACUCCCUUCAGCAGACCUUUCCUGUUCCCUCAGCCAGAACUCAGACAGAACAGGGCUCUGGGACAGGCCGGUGGAAGGGACAGCACCCAGGCAGCCCCAGUCCUCCAUGGGCCUGGCCAGGGAGCAAUCUCAGCCUCCUCCAUGUCUGACCCACCCCUCCCAGGAUGGCCCUCUUGGAGGAUCAGCAGGUGAUGUUUGAGAAGCUGGCUCUACACUGUGACUACAUUCAACUCAUCCCUAAAACCUUUGUGCUGGGUUUCUACGUGACUCUGGUCGUGACCCGCUGAUGGAACCAGUUCGAGAGCUUGCCGUGGCCGGACAGUCUCCUGACCCUGGUGUCGGGCUUCGUGGAGGGCAAGGACGAGCAAGGCCGGCUACUGCGCGCAGGCUCGCCCACUACGCUCGCCCACUACGUCAUCCUGGGCCAAGUGCUCAUCCUGCGCAUCUUCAGCACCUCGGUCUACAAGCGGUUUCCCAGCCUCCAACACCCGAUGCGGCAGGGGGCUUUUAUGACGCCCGGUGAACAUAAGCAGUUGCAGAACUUGGGCCUACCACACAACCCAUUCUGGGCGCCCUUGUGGUUUUCCAACCUGUUAAUGAAGGCCUGGAUUGGAGGUCGAAUCCGGGACCCUAUCCUGCUCCAGAGCAUGAUGAACGAGAUGGGCGUCCUGCGUCGUCAGUGUGGACAGCUGUAUGCCUACAACUGGAUCAGUAUCCCACCGGUGUACACACAGGUGCUGACAGUGGCAGUGUACAGCUUCUUCCUUGCAUGCCUGGUUGGGCUGCAGUUUCUAAACCCAGCCAAGAACUACGCAGGCCACGAGAUGGACCUUGUAGUGCCUGUCUUUACAAUCCGGCAGUUCUUUUUCUGCAUGGGCUGGCUGAAGGUGGCAGAGCAGCUCAUCAACCCCUUUGGAGAGGAUGAUGAUGAUUAUGAAACCAACUUUAUCAUUGACAGGAACCUGCAGGUGUGCCUGUUGUGUGUGGAUGAUAUGCAUCAAGACCUACCUCCAUUGGUGGGAGACAUGUACUGGAAUGAGGUGGAGCCUCAACCCUCCUACACAGCUGCUUCCAUCCAGCACUGGAGACCUUCUUUCUUGGGUUCCACCUUUAUCAG
Nannospalax galili (Upper Galilee mountains blind mole rat) is the source of this 1241-nucleotide messenger RNA. Its product is annotated as bestrophin-1-like. Gene Ontology annotation, molecular function: chloride channel activity. Lineage: Eukaryota; Metazoa; Chordata; Mammalia; Rodentia; Spalacidae. The record is from RefSeq and is a predicted model, not a curated record.